Messenger RNA from Sinocyclocheilus anshuiensis, 1192 nucleotides. Its product is annotated as transcription initiation factor TFIID subunit 6-like. The transcript is spliced from 5 exons. Gene Ontology annotation, biological process: transcription initiation at RNA polymerase II promoter; RNA polymerase II preinitiation complex assembly. Gene Ontology annotation, molecular function: RNA polymerase II general transcription initiation factor activity; transcription coactivator activity. The record is from RefSeq and is a predicted model, not a curated record. Gene Ontology annotation, cellular component: SLIK (SAGA-like) complex; SAGA complex; transcription factor TFIID complex. The annotation marks the transcript as partial. Lineage: Eukaryota; Metazoa; Chordata; Actinopteri; Cypriniformes; Cyprinidae.
AUUCUUAAGUUAUUCUGUCUUAGCCUGUUUUGCAGAUCAUCGCACCUGGCGGAUAAUUCCACCUCGUGUUGCAGUGAUAAAGACAGUGAUCAUCCCCCGGCUAUCUGGAGAAGGUGCUCGUAUUAAAGCUGUGAUGGAUGGACCAGUGGUGUCCAACAUUGAUAAGAUUGGAGCUGAUCAUGUCCAGAGUCUGUUACUGAAACACUGUGCAAGUGUGGUUGCUAAAACUAGACCGCUCCCAGAUGUCGUGGAUCAAUACAAGGCAGAUUAUGGUUAUCUUGGCACCAUGCUCUGUUCACAUGUGGUGAAGGCCCGUGCACAGGCUGCUUUUCAGGCCCAAACUGUUAACAGAACCACACUCACUAUCACACAGCCACGCCCAACUCUGUCAAUGUCUCAGAGUGGAUUGUCAGCGUCAAGUGUUUCACGCACACCCAGCAUUAUUAAAGUACCCAGUUCACUUACCCUCAUGUCCACUCUCCCUGGAACACCCACCCAGCCUUCACCCCCAGCAACCAAAUAUAUAGUCAUGGCAACAAGUGCAGGAGCUGCAUCCACUCAGCAGGUAAUCACUCUCAGCUCCUCCCAGUCUGGAUAUCCUGUCACAAGUACAGUCCCCAGCACCCCCACAUCUUUACAGCCACUCGUCAAACUGGAGUCUGGAAACACGGGUGCUGUCAGUGGCUCACAUCCUCUUCAGAAAUACAUUGUGGUAUCUUUGCCUUCAUCCUCUUCCUCACUGGAGAACAAGGGCUCAGGUGUCCUCCCAUCCUCUACCUCACCUAUCAGCAUGGAGUCGGCUGUCAAGCUGGAAUGUUCGGAAUCACCGGCUGCAAACACACAAUCACCACAUUGAAACACACUUGCUUGCACCACCAAGAUACAGAAGAACAAUAAAUGUAGCUUGAGACUCGUAAUAGUGCUUACACGUCACUUUCAGACAAACUGACACGCAUGCUUAGAAUUAGCAAAGCAAGCAAAUAGCUAUGCACACUUUGAACAUAAGACUCACUCACAUAUAUUGACACUGUGUACAUAGAGUAUAUAUCCAGUAUAUGUCAAAACAUGAAUAAUCAAUCAUGUAUACACACAAAUACUGUACAGUAUAUAUAUAAAUAUAUAGCCAUUUGUGGUUGCAAGCACAGAGAAGCAGUAACAAUGACAGCCAUACACACAUAACAAGUAGAAAAAA